AUGUCGACUAAAAGAGUCAACUUUCGACCAUUUGAGGCCGAUACUGACUCUAGUCCUCUAGAACCGGAAGAGAAAGAGCCGAUGGUUCUAAACAGUGAGGAAUACAAAAUAGAGCAUCUUUGUAAUCCAAAUAACGACAUAUUUUCAAAACUAGAGCCUGAGCUUCCAGGUGAAGCGGAAAAUAGUUCUCCGAUGCGUUCUUUAACGAUUGCACCGAAAUUAUCGAAAUCAAUGCCUAUGCUUCAAUAUAAAAAACUUCAUCUUAAUAAAAACUUCUUAAGCAUUACAGAGAGUACAUUUCCGGAUGCUUAUCCAGAAUGCCAUUACGAUAUUGAUUCACAUCAAACUCAAGUCGAAUUAAUUUGUAAAAUUCCUUCUUUCGUAAACAAUGACAAAAGUUUGAUGAUUGCCAUUAAGGAGCUUCUAGAAAACAUCCCGUACAACGAAACAAAUGUUAUUGAGAUCGUUCAGAAAGCUUAUACUGAAUCUGACCCUUUAUUACUUGUUUAUAACAGAGAUAUCCUUAUCCAAUUAUAUCUAGACUAUAUAGAUGACUUGGAGAUCUCGGAUCUUCUCAUCCAACCCUUAACAAAGCUAUUAUUAUUCACAUCUCAUUUCAUUUCAACAAAAUUUUGUGUGCGCGAUGUUGGAUAUCUCGCUUUACACGCUUCCGAUAACGUUUCAACCCAAUACAGAGAGUUUUUCGUCGAAUUAAGCGAAACGUUAAGUUGUGACUUUAUUGAUGAAGGAUUGCAGAGUAUAUUAAUAGAAACGCUUAAGGUUUACCAUGAUAAGAAUGUUUUAGAUGUUCGCUGGGCUCUGAUGAAUUUGGAAAAAACUCAAAUUAUUUCAUCAGAUAUGAAUGAACCAUCAUAUACAUUUACGUUAAUGAAACCUCAGUAUGAUAUGCAACCAAUUGUUGAGAACACAAUUCCCGACCAAAAGAAAAUUUUGAAAAUUAUUUACGAAUCUGCAGGAAAAGCAGAAACAGUACUCAGAUCCGUAGAGAACCAUGAGAUUGUUGCAAGCUGGGUUACUUAUUUCCAAACAACUCAUAUGCUUUACAAACAAUUAUUUUUAGAUUACUCGCCAGCAAAAAUUACUCAAGCAGGAUCGUUAUUUGGCAAAUCAUUGUCAGCAUUAACCAAGUUUGGCCCGAUUUCCGGCAAAUUACAUCCAGAUUUACCAGAUCUUGUAUCAAACAUCGUUUUGAACGUUUCUAUCAUCGACGAAUACAUCGCUCAUAACAGAACAGGCUUUAUACUACUUACAAACUUGAUGAACGCUCUCUCAAGUUCGAUUACAAAAUUACAUGAGUAUCAUAUGACGAUACAAGACCCUUCUGAAGCCGGAAUGUGUUCUAUUCUAUUCUGGAACUUAGUAAAAAUCAGGUCAUACCUCAAUCAUCCCCAAAUUACCAAACAAAAAAUUCAUUCCAUCGGACCAUUCUUUAUUUUGUUCGCGCAAGGGGCUUCCAGUUAUUUGGCAUCAAUAUGCGAGGUCACAGCCUUCGAGUUGUCCAAUGUAAAUGCUUCUCUCAACACUGUUCAGCUCGCAUUUAUCGAAGCAGACAGUUCCCUCCAUAAUUUGUCAAGCGCUUGUAUCCGAGCUGAAAGGAGAUUCAAAGAUACACCUCAGAGAGCGUUUGCAAGACAAUGGUCGACAUAUGCGAAUAAUCUUGCCAGUUGCAUCAGAUCUCUCUUCUCAGAACCAUCGGUAGAGAAGUGUAUAUCACAACUGACAGACGUUAUAUCGAUAUUAAGCCAAUUAAAGGCAAAAGCUAAUAUUCUUGCUAUCGAAAACGAAUACAACACUACAACUGAAGCUAUUAACCAUCUAAAUUCAGUACUGCAUACAGUUCGGUAG
Trichomonas vaginalis G3 is the source of this 1866-nucleotide messenger RNA. RefSeq lists its product as uncharacterized. The transcript has a single exon. Bases 1 to 1866 code for a protein of 621 amino acids. The record is from RefSeq and is a predicted model, not a curated record. NCBI's taxonomy places the organism in Eukaryota, Parabasalia, Trichomonadida, Trichomonadidae.